CCGCGGCGCUUUCCAGGCUUGGCGGCGGGUCUUGGCGCUGCUAUCCGGUGCGGGGAGCCCGAAAGCCUGAAGGAAGCGGCUCAUCGCGGCGUGUGCGCGCGUGUGUUUGGCAAGCCCUCCACUCCAGGUUCAAAUCGGAUUGAGGAAAACGAAAGGAAAGGCGAGCGAUGGAGCGCCUCUGGCUUUUGGCUCAACGCGUUUGCCUUUCGCGGGACUAGUACGGCGCAAAAAAGGAGGAGGGGGAUCGUUUGUAAACUGAAGCCCCCCAAGAGCCCCUCGGCGUGUGGAAGACCCAAGAAGAGCUUGCAGGGCAGCAAGGGCUAGGAAUCCCCCUUCUGCCGGGAGCGAUUUUGCUCGGGGGAACAAACUCGAUUUUCUGCCUCCCUCUUUUACCCGCUGCGUUUGCCUGCAACUGAAGAAGUUUGCAAUUUGGUUUUCAUGGAGCUGCGAUUCCUGAUACUUUUGGGACUUACGAUUACAUCCAGCACAGGCUUCUCGCUGCCCGUUUCUCACCCCUUGCUGCCCCUGGGUGGUGGCAUCAGUCGUGGGCUGAGGGCUCCAGGGCUCCGGGAAAGAGCAAGUGACAAAAACAAGGUAUUGGCAGGAGAGCUGUUGUCUACCAGCAGGGGCGAGACUGCCAGCUCCGGGAAACUGGCUGGCCCUGGAGAAGCGCACCGCCGAGCCAAGCGCUGUACAUGCUUCACCUACAAGGAUAAGGAGUGUGUUUAUUACUGCCACUUGGACAUCAUCUGGAUCACCACGCCAGAGAGGACUGUUCCAUACGGGCUGUCUAACUACAGGGGUGGUUUCCGAGGCAAAAGGUCUGUGGGGCAACAUCGCAGGAGCGCACGUUCAUCAAAAUGGCCUCCGUCACGCUGCUCGUGUACAGACAGAUGUGACAAACAGUGCAUGCGUUUUUGCACAAUGGCUCAGGGCAACCAAUGUAAUAAGGAGCUAUUGGACAGCUCGGCAGAAACGGAGCCCCAUCGAGAAAAAGACCACAUUCCUAAUCAGUAGCCCUGGAGAAUUCAGCUGCUUCUAAGCGGAGAGGGUGGCUCUUCAUGCAGUUUUGCAUAUAUGGAACCUGGAACUUCCACUCCACAGAGCAAAUCCAUCAAUACAUGAACAGCUGGACAAACCCUUUAUUGUGUCCAAUGACUGAUACUUAAUUGUGUGUUCUGUCAGAAGAUAUGAAGCCAAGGAGCUACGACCUAUGCUAUAAAACUCUUCCAAGGUGGACAAUUGUGGUCUAAUUCUCCAAUGGAUUACUUAGAAGUAGGUGCUGCCUUUUCCAUGAACUGGUGCCAUUCCUGGACAGCUUUGUACUGUUCCGUACUGUUCUGCUGAGAGUGUUCUAUCAUCACAGAGGGCACGGUGACCUUUUCCUUCUGUUUGGGAAAAGAACUUUUUUUGCUACUUUAUGGUCAAAGCAGCCAUUUCAAUGUACAAGACUUUCUGUUGUACACAAGAUAGGGAAAAAAUACCGUUUCACUCGCUUGCUUUCUAUGUGUUUUGUGAAUGUCUAACUUUCUGCUGGCAGUUAUCAUGGGAGAGAUUGGUGCAUAAAAAAAAAUAGAUAUAUUGUGAUGCCACUUUUAUAUACAAAUACCAGAAAAAUUCCUUUUAUAUUUUUCUAAUCUUAUGCAAGCAUUUCUAUUGUAUUGUAUAUUCAGUGACCAAAGAAUUUAAUUGAAAAAAUAUCUAUGCAGACCUAAAUAUGAACAGCUGAUAUUAAUAUCACUAUAAAAAUAUAGCAAGCUAACAGUAUACUGUGACCAUUUCAUAGGCUGUUGGAGCACCAAUUAUCCUUGCACUGGAGUUUUAAAAUAGAUCUACAGGCUGUACAGAGCUAUUGGAUAGGACUUAAGAGAGCUGUCAAGUUCGUGAGUGGAAUGCCAAUUUAUCCAUCCAGUUUCUGCUUUUUGAAAAAUUGAUGUACUAAUAACAUAUUUACUAAUUCACCUGUAAUUCAAACUACUAGAUGGGCUGGUUGAGAAAAAACAGCGGAAAAAGCAGAUACCAUUACAAAAGCUCACAGUUGAAGAACAGGCAGUGCAGAAAGAUGUAAUCUGUUUUGACACAACCAAUGAUAUGGGCCCAGAUGGAUCUUUUUGAAUGAAUUGGAGGCGUGUUUAUCUUAAGAAGGCUCUAGGAGAAAAUCCGUCCAGUGGCUUUUGAUCAAAGAGAAAGAGAGAAAAGAAAUUCACCAUUAAAGGGUAGUUUUACCAGCAUUUGUGAAGGAAAGCAUUGGAAACCUCUCAAAGGAUACUUUGGUUUUUUUAAAAAAAACUCGGAGAUAUUUUUCUAUAAAAAUAUAUAUUUUACUAGAACACAGAUUGGAAACCACAGUGAAGACUUUAUAUAGACUACAUACAAACUCUAGGGCUCAUUUCACUCCCCCCCCAUAAAGUUCUGAAAGAGGUAAUGGACAUUGUUUGGAACA
This is a messenger RNA of Eublepharis macularius, 2443 nucleotides long. It is a transcript of the gene EDN3, whose product is annotated as endothelin 3. Gene Ontology annotation, molecular function: endothelin B receptor binding; hormone activity. The transcript has 5 exons. Lineage: Eukaryota; Metazoa; Chordata; Lepidosauria; Squamata; Eublepharidae. The record is from RefSeq and is a predicted model, not a curated record. Gene Ontology annotation, biological process: intracellular calcium ion homeostasis; regulation of systemic arterial blood pressure by endothelin; vein smooth muscle contraction. Gene Ontology annotation, cellular component: extracellular region. The coding region runs from base 439 to 1017 and encodes 192 amino acids.